UUUGCAUUUGAUAGGGCUAUGUCCACUUGACAGGAUCUAAACUACCAGAGAGACAAGUUGCUGGACCUGUCUGUGAAGGGGAAACAGGAGACACACCUAAAACGUGGGCAGUAGCAUUCCCUGGGCCAAGGUGACCAUGAAUAAUUUAAAUAAGAUAGUAAAUGAAGGGGAUUCAAGUCUUGCCACGGAGCUACAGGAAGAGCCCGAGGAAAAUCCUGGUCCUGUUGUGGAUGAGAAUAAUAUAGUAUCAGCCAAAAAACAGGGACCGAGCACACAUAAUUGGAGCGGUGACUGGAACUUUCGGAUCUCGAGUUCCACCUACAAAGACAGGAAUGAGGAAUACAGGCAGCAGUUCACACACCUGCCGGACUCGGAGAAGCUGAUAGCAGAUUACGCUUGCGCUCUUCAGAAAGAUAUCUUGGUUCAGGGGAGGCUGUACCUUUCAGAAAACUGGCUGUGUUUCUAUAGCAACAUCUUCAGAUGGGAAACUACAAUUUCUAUUGCUUUAAAGAAUAUAACCUUUAUGACCAAGGAGAAAACUGCUCGACUCAUCCCAAAUGCUAUCCAGAUCACCACAGAGGGGGAAAAGUUUUUCUUUACAUCUUUUGGUGCCAGAGACAGAAGUUACCUGAGCAUAUUUAGGUUGUGGCAGAAUGUAUUACUAGAUAAGAGCCUGACCAGACAGGAGUUCUGGCAACUGCUCCAGCAGAACUAUGGCACGGAGCUAGGCUUAAACGCUGAAGAAAUGGAACACUUGUUAUCAGUUGAAGAAAAUGUGCAGCCAAGAAGUCCAGGAAGAAGCAGCGUGGAUGACUCUGGGGAAAGAGAUGAGAAGUCCUCCAAGGCCAUCAGCUUUACACCGGAGUCAGUUAGCAGAGCUUCAGAAACAGAGUCAUUAGAUGGGAACUCUCCGAAGAGAGGAUUAGGAAAAGAGGAUUCCCAGAGUGAGAGACAUGUGAGAAAAAGUCCUUCCCUAGCUUCAGAAAAGAGAUUAAGCAGAGCACCCUCCAAGUCACUGGACUUGAAUAAGAAUGAGUACCUUUCUCUGGAUAAAAGCAGCACUUCAGAUUCUGUGGACGAAGAAAAUAUUCCUGAGAAAGAUCUUCAAGGAAGACUUUAUAUCAACCGUGUCUUUCACAUCGGUGCUGAGAGAAUGUUCGAACUGCUCUUCACUAGCUCGCACUUUAUGCAGAGAUUUGCAAAUUCUAGAAAUAUAAUAGAUGUGGUAUCUACCCCCUGGACGGUUGAAUCUGGAGGCAAUCAGCUGAGAACCAUGACCUACACCAUAGUCCUCAGCAACCCGCUUACCGGGAAGUAUACUGCUGCCACAGAAAAGCAGACCCUGUAUAAAGAGAGUCGGGAAGCACAGUUUUACCUAAUAGACUCAGAAGUGCUGACACAUGAUGUGCCCUAUCACGACUACUUCUACACUUUGAAUAGAUACUGUAUCGUGCGAUCUGCAAAACAGAGAUGCAGGCUGAGAGUCUCCACAGACUUGAAGUACAGGAAACAACCAUGGGGCCUUAUCAAGUCUUUAAUUGAGAAGAAUUCCUGGAGUUCACUGGAGAGCUAUUUCAAAAAGCUUGAAUCUGAUUUGUUAAUGGAAGAGUCUGUGUUGAGUCAAUCCAUUGAAGAUGCUGGAAAACAUAGCAGCCUACGCCGGAGAAGGCGGACCUUGAACCGAACAGCAGAGCCUGUUCCAAAGCUGCCCUCUCAGCGCUCUUCCACAGAUUUGGGCUUCCAGGCCAAAGUCGACAUUACAGGAAAGAGAAAGACUGUGGACAGUUGUGACACUGCCCUUAUUGUGGUGAUGAGUGUAUUCUUGCUGCUGCUCGUUCUGCUGAAUGUGACACUAUUUCUGAAGUUGUCAAAGAUAGAACAUGCCACCCAGUCCUUCUACCAGCUUCACCUCCAGGGAGAGAAGUCUUUAAAUUUAGUCUCUGACCGCUUCUCAAGAACAGAAAAUAUUCAAAAGAACAAAGAUCAGUCCCACCGUUUAAAAGGAGUACUCCAAGAUUCUAUAGUGAUGUUGGAACAGCUUAAGAGCUCACUCAUUAUGCUUCAAAAAACCUUUGAUUUACUAAAUAAGAAUAAGUCUGGGGUGGCUGUGGAGAGCUAGUGCUGAAAUGUGGAAAUCAAAGAGACACCUGGACCUAGAAGGCAACAUCUGGACGGAAUCAGAGGAUGAAGACUGUCACUGUCAUAAGGACAUUUCUGAUAUUUUUAUUACCAGUAUUUCUACCAGGAAAGCUGUAUUUAAAUAACAUUUACUCAAUGAUUACUCUCCAAUAGCCUUAAGACUCUAUCUUUUCACUUCUUAGAGAUACUUUUAAGCUGUGAAUUUCUCCAGUGAACCAUGAAAUAUAUUUUGGAAUUGAAAUUCUGUGACACAAAAGGGGAAGCAAGGCGCUGUGGGUAGGACAGCUAUUCUUCUACAGUGAGGCUUGCUAUGUGAUCCUUUAAAUUUAUGUUAGCACAGAGUCCCUGUGUGCCGCGGGGGGGGGGGGGCUGCGUUUGUAACUGAGUUUAAGAGCCUAAAAAGGUAAGAAGAAACCCCUCCAUCAUUUAUCACCUUAAAGGAUCGUUUUCCAAGUGAAUACAUUCCAACCUUGUAUCUUUAAAUUUUACAGUGCCUUCCUUGACUUGGCCUCAAGGCCCAAUGGUCAGACCUUUUAUAUGUCUGAAAGAGUCAUUGGUCAUGUUGUAUCUGAAUGAAGGAAUAUAUAUGUAUGUAUAUACACACACACACACACACACACACACACACA
Messenger RNA from Mus pahari (shrew mouse), 2768 nucleotides. It is a transcript of the gene Gramd1c, whose product is annotated as GRAM domain containing 1C. Gene Ontology annotation, cellular component: endoplasmic reticulum-plasma membrane contact site; endoplasmic reticulum membrane; plasma membrane. The transcript has 18 exons. Lineage: Eukaryota; Metazoa; Chordata; Mammalia; Rodentia; Muridae. The coding region runs from base 137 to 2119 and encodes 660 amino acids. Gene Ontology annotation, molecular function: sterol transfer activity; sterol binding. Gene Ontology annotation, biological process: intracellular sterol transport. The record is from RefSeq and is a predicted model, not a curated record.